AUGAGCACCAAUUCAACGACAGAGAAAGACCCGGCCACCAACAAGGCUACUGAACUAGACACCAAACCUAACACAAACACAACAACAACGAAGAAGACGCUUGAAGAAGACGAUGAGUUUGAAGAUUUUCCAAUAGAUACAUGGUCCGAAAAGGAUACGUUAAAGAACGUAGAUAAUAUACAAACGCAUCUGUGGGUGGAGAAUUGGGAUGAUGUGGAAGUUGAUGAUGAUUUCACUAAUGCAUUAAAGAACGAAUUGGAAAGAUAUAAACAGGAAGAAACACAGUAA
Molecule: messenger RNA, 288 nt
Organism: Naumovozyma dairenensis CBS 421
Lineage: Eukaryota; Fungi; Ascomycota; Saccharomycetes; Saccharomycetales; Saccharomycetaceae
Gene: SEM1
Product: proteasome regulatory particle lid subunit SEM1
Exons: 1
Coding region: 1-288 (95 amino acids)
Biological process (GO): proteasome assembly; double-strand break repair via homologous recombination; mRNA export from nucleus
Cellular component (GO): proteasome complex; proteasome regulatory particle, lid subcomplex
Source: RefSeq, a predicted model, not a curated record